AGAAAGCCAUCACGUGAAUGCCUUUCAGACAACUCUUCUCUUUUUAGCCUCUCCUUCCUUUUAUAAGAACUCUACCACUCUAUCAUAAGCCUCUUUCUCAUUCAUUCUUUCAUACACUACACACUCUUCUUAUUCCUUCCCUAUACCUACCUAGUUACCUAUCCCUCUCUCUCUACUCUUCACUGUCCAUUUUUGCCUAACAACAAACUUCUCCUUUUUUUUUAUCUCCAUCCAUGACUCCUUAUUCUCUGAACCCACCUGGUUCAGGUCCUUCCACACAAGGUCAAUCCCACCUCUUCAUUUCUCCUAAUAAUCAAGACUGCCCUACCUUUUAUAACAUAUUUGAUCCAAGGAAAACCAUAGAAAUUGGAGGGUUUACAGAAAAUUAUCAACAGGAUGAAAAGAUGGUACUGCAUGAUGGGUCAGGAUCAUCAAGCAGCAAUUGCAACUCAUCCUUCAAUAUUUCAGCUGAGCAUGUUAUGGAGGAUCGAAGCAGCGCAGGUGAGAGUAAUUUAGGGUCAGAAGAUAGCAAAAACAAUGUUAGUCACGGGUCUGGGAAAUGGAUGUCUUCAAAGAUGAGGUUGAUGCAAAAAAUGAUGAGGCCGAGUAUGAGUCCAACCACUGACAAAUUAGCAAUCAAUCCAAACCCAAGAUUCCAAAAUCAAGGGCACCAAAGCAGGUACAGCCAAAGAAGCCCUCGUAAAUACAACAACACCACCACCACUAGGGUUUGUUCGGACUGUAACACAAGCAGUACCCCACUUUGGAGGAGUGGCCCUAAAGGUCCUAAGUCUCUUUGCAAUGCUUGUGGCAUUAGACAGAGGAAGGCAAGAAGGGCAAUGGCGGAAGCUGCAAAUGGGUUAGUGACUCCCAUGAAUGCAGCAUGUGCAAAGAGCAGAGUUAAUAACAAGGAAAAUAAGUCUCGAACACACCAUUUUGCACAGUUCAAGAACAAGUACAAGUACUCCACUAGCACUACUGCUGAAGGCUCAUCUGAGGGGGUUAAGAAGCUUGAAUAUUUCAAUGAUUUCGCCAUAAGUUUGAGGGGUAACUCUACUUUUCAACAAGUGUUUCCACGAGAUGAAGUAGCUGAGGCCGCAAUGCUUCUCAUGGACUUAUCUUGUGGCUUUGUUCACUUAUAAUUAGCUAGCUAUAGGCUAUAGCUAGAUACUUUUUUCAUUAGUAUUUUUGUUUUUGUUUUUUAACUUUUAUGUAAAAGUUAUUAAUCCGUAGUUAUUUGUUUGGUUGUGACGUGUGAAGUCGAGUUGGUGUAUCUGCAGCAGAGCCAAAAUAUUGUCGGCUACAUUAUAGCUACAUCAUGUGAUGAUUGAGUAAAAGUUUGUGCAAGUGAUCAUAUAUAUAACUUAA
Cajanus cajan (pigeon pea) is the source of this 1368-nucleotide messenger RNA. RefSeq names its product protein CYTOKININ-RESPONSIVE GATA TRANSCRIPTION FACTOR 1. Gene Ontology annotation, biological process: regulation of DNA-templated transcription. The record is from RefSeq and is a predicted model, not a curated record. Lineage: Eukaryota; Viridiplantae; Streptophyta; Magnoliopsida; Fabales; Fabaceae. Gene Ontology annotation, molecular function: zinc ion binding; sequence-specific DNA binding.